Messenger RNA from Australozyma saopauloensis, 1092 nucleotides. RefSeq names its product peptide-N4-(N-acetyl-beta-glucosaminyl)asparagine amidase. Gene Ontology annotation, biological process: protein deglycosylation; glycoprotein catabolic process; protein quality control for misfolded or incompletely synthesized proteins. Gene Ontology annotation, molecular function: peptide-N4-(N-acetyl-beta-glucosaminyl)asparagine amidase activity. Gene Ontology annotation, cellular component: cytosol; nucleus. Lineage: Eukaryota; Fungi; Ascomycota; Pichiomycetes; Serinales; Metschnikowiaceae. The transcript has a single exon. Bases 1 to 1092 code for a protein of 363 amino acids. The record is from RefSeq and is a predicted model, not a curated record.
AUGCUGCAAUUGACUCCAAUUGAGCUAGAAUCGCUUCUCAUCGAAUCAUAUGCGAAAAUUUCCGCCAAAAAUGCCGCAAAACUGGCCCAGUUGCCCCUCCUAAACCAAAACUCACAGAUCAUUGCUUCUGCCCUAUCUAACCACAAACAUUUGCAGUUCUACGACGAUCCAACAGCAGUUGAGAUUGCCCUCGAUACAAUUGACUUGCCGAAAAUAUACUCGGGCGUUGACGAAAGAGAGAAAAGCAACGAUGGACUAGGAUACGAGGACCAUUUGGUGUUGGAAACACUUAGAUACUUCAAAGAAGACUUUUUUCGGUGGAUCAACAAACCAGAAUGUCCCAAUUGCCGUUCUGAUGGCGAUAAUAUGGAAUCCUUAGGUGCCGGUAGACCUACCACGCCAGGACCACAUCUUAUUGGUGUAAUUGAGCAAUAUAGAUGUCGAGAUUGUUCGCGUGAGGUCUCGUUUCCUCGAAUGAACAAUCCAGUGUCGCUUUUAGAGACACGCCGCGGUCGCUGUGGAGAGUGGGUCAACUGCUUCAUGCUUGUGCUUAAAGCUGUCUUGGGCACAGACCUGAAAUUGCGCUACAUAUGGAAUUACGAGGAUCAUGUUUGGUGCGAGUACUAUAGUAGGGCGCUCCAGAAGUGGAUCCAUCUAGAUCCAUGUGAGAACUCAUGGAACGAGCCCUCUCUAUAUUGCAAUAAUUGGGGUAAGAAAAUGAGUUGGGUCAUUGGCGUGGGCGAUGAUCUCAUUGUGGAUUUAUCCUCGAAGUACGUGACUAGUCCAGAGAAGUGUAUUGCAAAGAGUCUGGUGGCAGAUGAACGCCAGAUCAAGAAUGCGCUUCGAAGAAUUAAUGCCAAAUUGGCGCACAAGCUAUGGACAGAAAUCAAAAGCGACUCUAAAUCCGAAUCGGAAUGUUUGAAGCGAUUUUAUGAUACAUACUUACUUCGCAAUGGCAGAGAGCAGGCUCUGUUGAGGAGUGCGACGGCGACAAAGGAUGCUGGUGCUAGUGCAACCGAUGCAGCUGUAAAGGGACGGCAGAGCGGCUCCUCUGAAUGGACUGCUUCUCGGGGUGAAGAUGGAUCUUCGUAG